Messenger RNA from Helicoverpa armigera (cotton bollworm), 839 nucleotides. Its product is annotated as protein lethal(2)essential for life. Gene Ontology annotation, biological process: protein refolding; response to heat. The record is from RefSeq and is a predicted model, not a curated record. Bases 122 to 664 code for a protein of 180 amino acids. Gene Ontology annotation, cellular component: nucleus; cytoplasm. Gene Ontology annotation, molecular function: structural constituent of eye lens. NCBI's taxonomy places the organism in Eukaryota, Metazoa, Arthropoda, Insecta, Lepidoptera, Noctuidae. The transcript has a single exon.
CGCGGCAACGGCAUUCAGUUGAUAACAAGCGAACAAGCGAUAUAAGCGAAACAAACGCUUCACAAGUGAUUUCUGAGCGAUUUUCUUCGGAGUUUUGAAGGUAGAAAGUUCACAAUCAAAGAUGUCUCUGCUACCAUAUUUGUUCAACGACUUUUACCGCCCCCGUCGCCUUUUGGACCAACAUUUCGGACUCGGCUUGACUCCUGACGACCUCCUAACUGUUGCUGCUGGUCCGUUACUCACGAGGGAAUACUACAGGCCUUGGAGACACCUCGCAGCCGCAGCCAGGGACCUCGGAUCCAGUAUUAAGGCCGACGAUGACAAAUACCAGAUCAAUUUGGAUGUUCAACACUUCUCGCCUGAAGAGAUCUCCGUGAAGACAGCAGACGGGUAUAUUGUGGUUGAGGGCAAGCACGAGGAGAAGAAGGACGAGCACGGCUACAUCAGCCGGCAGUUCGUGCGGCGGUACGCGCUGCCCGAGGGCGCGGCGCCGGAGACCGUGGAGUCGCGCCUCUCCUCCGACGGCGUGCUCACCAUCACGGCGCCCAGGAAGGUGCCCGAAGCCGUCAAGGGCGAGAGGAAAGUGCCCAUCGCGCAGACAGGACCCGUGCGCAAGGAAAUCAAAGACCAGGCCAACGGCACUGAGGAAAAGAAGGAAAAUUAAGUAUUCUUCAUCACUCAUCUCCGUUGUCUUCGAAUAUUUUUGAGUUGUUACCAAUUUUGCAAGAAACAAAAUGGUGCGUGUAAUUUGUUGUCCCAUAACUGUACAGUUACUACCAAGAGACUGAUUUGUAUUAUUUGUUAAUUUUAAGAAAUAAAUGUUUAAGAAAUUAAAAUGA